Cicer arietinum (chickpea) is the source of this 3197-nucleotide messenger RNA. RefSeq lists its product as uncharacterized. The record is from RefSeq and is a predicted model, not a curated record. Lineage: Eukaryota; Viridiplantae; Streptophyta; Magnoliopsida; Fabales; Fabaceae.
AAAUAAUAAUAAUUGCUUUUUCCAAACUCAAGUGUACGACUAUAGGAAUUAGGAACCCAGGAACCCAAUUCAGGUCCUCUUUCUUUCUCAACCAACCACAAACCCUAAAACCAUUAUUCUCUUUCUAAUCCCCUCUCACUUUUUUUUGGUGAAAGAAACAAUCCCUUCAUUCACCGGCGUUUCAUCAUUGCUUCACAACCAUUUAUCCUAGAACCCAAGUCUGACUCCUAGUACACUCAUCCCCAACUCGUUCCAAUUCCUUCAGCAACCGCGUGUUCUCUUAAACCCUCAAACUGCAACUGCGACGUGAAACAACAAAACUGACGAGGAAAGUUUCGUUUAGCGUUCAUUGACAAUGGCUAGAUGGGAUGCGAUUCUAUCUCUUCCUGUACAAAAUCCUCCCACCUUAGAAAUUUCUUCUGCCGAGAUAGUUUGGUCGAAAGUGGAAGGUUGGCAUGAUAAAUUAGAUAGAGUUGCCCUAAUCCCAUUUCCUAGAGUAGAUGAUUUCGUCAGGGGUGAAUCUAAUAAUAAAGAAUGUCCUACAAGAUUUCAUGUUGAAGCAAGACGUCGACGGGCUCCAUCGACGUCUUUCAAGCAAAAAGUUGAUGGCAUACUAGAGUAUAUUUUGUAUUGGUGUUCUUUUGGUCCAGAUGACCAUAGAAAAGGUGGAAUUGUACGACCAAGUCGAACUACAUAUGUUCCUAAGAAGAAAAAUGCUGGUAGACCAAAUACCAAGCGAGGUUGCACCUGUCACUUCAUUGUCAAACGUCUCAUAGCUGAACCUUCGGUAGCACUGAUCAUAUAUAAUGAUGAUAAGCAUGUGGACAAGAAGGGUUUGCCGUGCCACGGUCCACAGGAUAAAAAGGCUGCUGGAACACGUGCUAUGUUUGCCCCAUAUAUUUCAGAAGAUCUCCGACUUCGGGUUUUAUCUCUUCUAUAUGUUGGAGUCUCUGUGGAAACCAUUAUGCAAAGACACAAUGAAUCAGUUGAGAGACAAGGUGGUCCAUGUAACCGUGAUGACCUUUUGACUCACCGAUAUGUUCGACGUCAAGAGAGGGCGAUCCGUCGUUCUACUUAUGAGUUAGAUGCUGAUGACUCUGUUAGUAUCAGUAUGUGGGUUGAAAGCCACCAGAGUAAUGUUUUCUUUUAUGAAGAUUUCUCCGAAUCUGAUCCAUUCAUUUUGGGCAUUCAAACUGAGUGGCAGUUGCAACAAAUGAUUAAGUUUGGGAACCGUGGUCUACUUGCUUCUGAUUCAAGUUUUGGUACAAAUAAAUUGAAGUACCCUGUUCAUAGUCUUCUAGUGUUCAACUCAGACAAGAAGGCCAUUCCUGUGGCUUGGAUACUAACACCAAGGUUUUCAUGCUUGGAUGCACAUCGAUGGAUGAGGGCGCUGUAUAAUAGAGUUCACACAAAAGAUCCAACGUGGAAGCUCGCUGGCUUCAUAGUAGAUGAUCCACAUUAUGAUGUCCUAGCAAUCAGGGAUGUGUUUCAGUGCUCAAUAUUGAUAAGUUUCUGGCGGGUUCGACAUUUAUGGCAUAAAAACAUAAUAAAGCAUAUGGAAGCUGGUAUGCAAAUAAAGAUAUCCAAACGGCUUGGCUGGAUAAUGGAUAAUAUUUUCCGCCACCAAGGAACCGUGUCACUCUUUGAAGAUUUCGUGGAGGACUUCAUCGAUGAAUCCAAUUUUAUGGACUAUUUCAAGGCCACGUGGUAUCCUAGAAUGGGAGCAUGGGCUGAUGCACUUAGAACACUUCCUCUUGCUAGCGAGGAGUCUUGUGCAGCAAUGGAAUUUUACCACAACCAACUGAAGAUCAGGUUGUUGAAUGAGAAAGACAUCGAUGUUUAUCAGCGUGCUGAUUGGUUGGUUGACAAGCUAGGUACAAAAGUCCAUUCUUAUUUUUGGCUUGAUGAGUACUCAGAUAAAGAUGAUUUUGCACGAUAUUGGAAAAACGAAUGGACAAGUGGUUUGACACCAUGGCGCAAAGCACUGAAGAUUCCAGAUAUCAAUGUCUUAAUGGAAGACGGGUGUGCUAAGGUUACUGACGAGCAUGAUCAAGAUAAAGCUUAUAUUGUAUGUAACCCUGGUUCAAUGUUGAGCAUAUGUGAUUGUUGUUGGGCAAAAGAUGGCAACCUUUGUGAGCAUAUGUUGAAAGUUCUUAGUAUCUGCCGAAGUCAAGGCUCCGUUCAACCAUCUGUCAGCUUAUUUCAAUAUCACAGGGUGCUCAAUAGCAUGCUGCAUUGUCCACCUUUUGAUUCUUUAAUUCGUGAUCAUGCUGUGUCGUUGGCAGUUUCAGUUCAGAAGCAGUUAAACAUGCAGCUCGAUAAAGAAAGUCUUUGGACUUCUGUUGAUCCUAAUGAGAAACGGAUCAUUGUUGAUAUUCAUCAAGAGAGCUCUGCGGUAGCUUCACCAGCCCAUGAUCAAGCCUUAGUUUGUAAGAGGCUUGUCGGCGAUGGUAUUUCAUCUCGGGAUGAUGAUGAGUGUGUUGCUGGAGAUAACAAUUUACAUGAUGACAUGGAUGUUGACCCACCAUCAAUUUGUGUUCAUUCUUCUGGAUUGUACUCUGUUGAUGAAAAUGAGACAGUUUCAAGUAAUAACGCGCUAGAGAAAAAAAAGAUGGGUUUGACUACUAAAGGAAAUGAGAUUUCAUCCUCUGAAAAUGGCGCUGUUUUGAAUAAGAUUGAUGAAGAUAUUUGCAAGGAUAAUGUUAUGGAUGUGGAUCCCACACACUUAGACAUCCCCUCAACAAUGGAGGCAUCUGAAGCAUUGUGAAACAUUUCAGAAUGGUGUCAAUAAUGCUUCCAAAGCCACUUGAAAAUGCAGGAACAAUCGAGGAGGAUUUGAACUUGGAAUCAAAUACAUAAAAUAAGAGCAUGAAUGAAUACAGUGCCAAUAAAUUCAUCAGUUAGGCAAUUAAUUACUUUAAAAUCUCCAACCCUCAAUCAUUACAUGCCUAAUUCUAAAUACAAUUUUGGUAUGGUGAGGUUAUUAGAGCCUGCAGGAAGCUGUUGGUGGCACUGAAACUUUAUCAGAACAAUAGCUGAAUUGAUCUUCCUUAAACUACAAAUGGAUACUAUGUGUAUUCAAUUUUGUGUUAUAAAGUAACGAAAAUUUUGAGCUGAUUAGCUAAAUUUACUGUACCUAAUUACAUUGUAAAUACAUGGCCUCAUUCUUUAUAGAAUUAUUCUUAUAUAUUAAGGAC